UGGACCCCCUGGCUGUCCUUCAGCUGCUGCGAUGAGAUACGCUCCAGAAUUCAAGAAGUCCCCCUCGCACGUCCUGAAGACGUUUGCCGUGUGCGACACCCCUCUGUACGACAUAUGUGACUACAACGUCACCGGAGGUCGGUGCAAGGAACUCGGGUGCUGCUUUUAUAAAGGCAUCUGCUAUGAGAAGGCCGUUCCCGAGUCGUCCAAGAGAGUAGGAGAGAAAAGGAAGUCCCUACAGAGGUACCUUUGUCCUCCAAGUCCAGCGCUAAAGUGGAAAUGGUGCCCUCGGGCGGGCGGCCGGCAGGGUCGAAGGCCCCGAGCACAGAGCCGUCGCGCAAGAGCCCGGAGAGCGGUAGCGAGGGCGGUAAGGCGGCGGGAAUGGGCAGCUCUACUUCCUCUGCGGUCUUCUCCGCACUGGCCGUACCAGAAGACGAAGAAACUGAGGACUGAGGUGCGUGCUGGGGACCCAGUGAAGUUGGGGGGAGCCUCUGGAAGAGAUGGGGCGGCGGGGCAACGGCUGUUGAAAUAUGUGAUGCAAUGGCCACCCGAUGAGAAAGAAAAAAAGUAUCUUGGAAGCGUCGUGUUCCGUGUUGUGUACCCAAGGCCAGAGUUUCACCUUCGGAGGGAGGAAGGCGUCGGAGCUGAGACCACGCGCCAGGAGCUUUCAUUUCUGACGCUCGGCUUGGUACCGACCCCGGGACCGGCAGCUUGCAGUGCUGACUCAGCACCGAGGCCCCCUUUGCAGGGCACAGGCUACAGGCUCACCGGGCGGGUUGUCCCUCAGACCCACAGGGAGGGCAGGCCUUGCCCAGCAGAAGCAGCACCACCCUCCCCAGGGUCCCCCUCCCGUGACAGGACGCACAUGGGUUCAGCGAGACGGACACGUGCGAAGUGUGGGUGACGCCAGCCCAGGGAGACCCCGUGGUCUUGGAGAAUCCCUGCUUUUACGUUGGCAACUUGCAUUCUCCAGAGCUGCACAAAGGGAUUAUUUGGAUAAGAAAUCAGCACAAAAAAG
This is a messenger RNA of Physeter macrocephalus (sperm whale), 1018 nucleotides long. RefSeq names its product testis expressed 29 (gene TEX29). The transcript is spliced from 4 exons. Bases 32 to 904 code for a protein of 290 amino acids. The record is from RefSeq and is a predicted model, not a curated record. Lineage: Eukaryota; Metazoa; Chordata; Mammalia; Artiodactyla; Physeteridae.